Molecule: messenger RNA, 3758 nt
Organism: Chara braunii
Lineage: Eukaryota; Viridiplantae; Streptophyta; Charophyceae; Charales; Characeae
Source: the annotation of a GenBank genome assembly
CGGAGUCAACAGAAGUUCGAGAGCGAUCAAAUGGAGAGGGUUGCCAGGUACGCGGCGGAGCGCGGACUCGAUGUGCCUGGCACAGGUGGUGUGAGGGGAGGAGAGGCGGGGCGGCAGCCCGUGGAGGGAGCGUCAGGAGGGGUCGGGGGAGAUGGUGGAGGUGGAGACACGGAGGAGGGCGCGAUCGAUGUCGAUCGCGAGGCGCGUGUCCCGGGCGAGCAGGGAGUCCCGGGACACGAGGACGUGCUUGAGGUUUAUGCAGGCACUGGGGAGAGGAUGGAGGACUUUUUGAGGCGAGCAGCCAAGGGACCUGUAGGGGAGGGUUCUUCCAAGAGGAAGGAAGGUGGAACAGAUCCGGCCGCCGCCCCAGCUGGGAAGAGGCUUCGCCAGCAAAAGGCGGUGGAAACCCACCGUGAGGAGCUGGCGGAGGAGUUGGAGGAGGUGAGGCAGCCAUUCUGGAUCACUGGUGCCACCCUCCUCUCCAACGGGAGGAAAUCACGAGACGGGAGAUCAAUCGUGAAUUUCCUUGCCGCCGGCUCGCGAGGGGUCGUCAUGUACACGACGAUCAAUCGCGAGGGCGAGCAGGACGAUGCAGUGCACGUCCUUCGGAGAUGGGUGACCAUCUUCCACGAGUUUAGUUUCGGCGGCCCAUGGGAGCCUUGGUGGCACACGAUGGCCACCAUACUCCACAUCAUGCAGCCCGUCAUGGAGCUGCUUAGGCGGAUGGAUCGUGGGGGGCAGUACAUGUCCCUCAUGAUCGAGUGGACACAUGAUCUUGUCCGCCGUGUCACUGAUGCAUGCGCUCCUUUGGGGAGGGUUUUCGCUGACCGCAUCAUCAGGCAUGUGCAGGCUCGCACACAGCACAUGCUGGAACCUGCUCACUGCGCGGGGUUCUUACUGAACCCCCGCAGGCGACAUGUUGAGUACUUUUCGGGCGAGGUGAGGGAUUACCCUGGUUGGCUUGUGAGGCAAGCCAAGGGGUACAUUUUGACGCAGACGGGUUUCGAGGAGGAUGAUACGGAGUACAUCAUUGCAUGUCGGCAGUUUGAGGACUUCCACAUGCAGCAGGGCACAUUUGGGGAUUGGGGAGGGGGGGAGGGGCGUGCUUGUGGGCGUGCUUGCAGCGGCGUCAGGGAGACGAUUGAGUGCGCGUCCUGGUGGUCUCAGUACGGGUCUGGCGCACCUGAGUUGCAGCGUUGCGCUCUUCGUGUGAUGCACAUGUGGUCUUGCGCCUCUCCAGCGGAGAGGAACUGGGCAGUCCACGAGGGCAUUCACACGAAGAAGCGCAACCAGUUGGCCUUUGAGAAGGUCGUUCAGCUCAUUGAGAUCACCGCGAAUGUGCGGUUGUCGGAGUAUCGACGGGCUGGGUGUGGUUAUGUGCUGCCAUGGCAGCGGGACGAGGGCAUGCUAGACUGCCAGGCCGGACUGGAGUUGGAGCCAGUGCGCACGGGCACGCGCAGGGGGAUGACGUCGGAGGAGAUUGCCCGUCAGGUUGCGCUUAUCACCCGGGAUCCCAUUGGGGUCUCCGCACCACCCGCCGCUGAGGCCGUAUUCGGUAGACAUGCUUCCAUUUUCCGUCCUUACCCCAGGGAGGAUGAUUCAGACAAGGAGUCGGUACCCGAGGCAGCGAACCACCCCGCGCUCCGCAUUCCCCGUGAGAUCGACGAGACGCACGAGGAUCCCGAGGAGGAGACCAGGGCGCAUACUGCACGACGGGCGGCGGACAGGGCGGAGAGGGAGAUGAUGGGGGGAGAGGAGGAGUUGUGGGGACCGUUCGGGGAAGUUGCUUCCACGGGCGGCACAGGAGCGCGGGCGACGAGCCCCGCUCCGACGAGGCGGGAGUCGUCCGUGCCGCCACCUUCUGCUCCGAGUCCUGCACCGCCAUCGCCCGUCGCGCCAUACGAUCCGACCACAGCAGCAGAGGACACAGAGGAGUUGGCGUCCUCUUUGCCUCAGCGCGGACUACUCCACAGAGGCGGGGUAGUCCGACAACUGAGGUUACGAUCACCUUCUCCGGGGGUCUUGCAGGAGGAGGGGGGACCGUCGGCAGCGACAGUGGAGGGGGAGAUGGCAGUGGAGGGGGAGAUGGCAGUGGAGGGGGGAUUGGCGGACACGACGAUUGCAGGUGUGGUGGACCAGAUAGCUGUAGCAGCAGCGACUUCAUUGCUAGAGGAGCUAGCAACUUCAGUGUUGGCGGAGGAGGCACCAACGCCAGGGGGAGCAGAUGCAGUGGAGGGGCAGGCGGGAGCAACUGGAGGAGCAGUGGGAGGAGCAGCGGGAGGAGCAGCUGGAGGAGCAGCUGGAGGAGCAGCUGCACAGGAUGGGCUUGUGGCUGCAGCAGCAGGAGCAGCUGGAGGAGCAGAUGCAGUGGAGGGGGGAGUGCCAGGAGCAGUGGAGGAGGAGAUAGGGGCACAGGCGGAGGUGUCGCGUGGGGGCGGCGACGAGCGCCUCAUGCAGCAGUUCCUCACGGAGCAGUACGAUCCAGUCAUGGCGGGUGUGACUCCAGGUGUGGCGAGGGGCUUGGGGAUCUCGGAUUCGCAGAUGGGGAGCCACCUGGACUUAGAUAUGUCGAUGGGAUUUCCACCUAGUUGCGGCGGGGCGACAUCGACGGAUCGCGCUCCAUCGAGGGACGACGCGGCUGGAGAGAGUCACACGCAGCCCCAGAGAGAGACGACGACGGGGUCUCCGGAUGCGGCACUCGACAUCAUGGAGCGAGAGAGGGCUCGACUUAUGGCAUCGACUAACCCGCAUGCUCAAGCGUUCGCACGGGCGUUGGAGGAUGCGAGGCGUCGAGAGACAGGGGGGGAUUGUGUGGAGGGUGGGGUCACUGGGGUGGUUGCGGGGGAGGAUGUUGUGGAGGGGGGUGGGCGAGAGGCAGCGGAUGUUCAUGUGGAGGGCUUGCAACAGGCGGUGGAUAAGGCUGUGCAGGCAGGACGGCGGCGGGACGAGGGUGUGGGUGACGCACGAUGUGUGGUCCAGGAGACAGCGACGGGUCCAGUCGUUCCGUUCUCGGGCCUGCACUUGGCUCAGGGCCGACAGUCGCAGCCGGUGCCGGUGGCAGUGCAUGGUGUGCCGCCGCCCGUUAUCACGGAUUUGGGGUCCGAGCCGGUGGUUGCGCCACCGCGUUUUCCUAGUCACUUUGCUCCGCAGGAGGUCCGUCGUCCUUUGGAUGCAGACGAGUUGCCGAGAGAGGCUGUCCGCGAUGUGACUCGCUUGGACCGACAGAUCUUUGACCAGAGGCUACAACAUCCUGCAUGGCAGGCGAUCCCUCCAGUUCCAUGGGGUCCUGCAUCGCCGCCGGGUUUAGGACCCCGCGGCGGCAGGAUGACCGCAGCGAGGGAGGUGGCAGCAUCAGGUUGUGAGCCUCAGCGAGGUCGCGGCAGAGGAGUGUCCGCCGAUAGCUUGGAGCACGCUCUGAGAGCAGUGACGCGUGCCGUACUUGAGCAGACUCCACGCAAGCGCGGAGUGCCUCCUCGUCCACGCCCCGUGCCCGCACAGGGAGGAGAUGCACUUGGAGAGACUUCGGGGGCAGAGGGGUUGGGGAUGCCUCGUGGAUCGCGCCGUGAGCAGACGGUUGCAGAGGCUAGUGCGAGGGUUGUUGAGUUGAGGAAGGCAGGAGCCCCUGUCACCAUCGAGUAGGAUGAUUCUGAGACAGAUGUGGCAGUGCGGGAGGAGGACGAGGACUAUGAGGGCGAGGAGGAGGGAGAGGAGGAGAGCGAGAAAGGUUCCGAUGGUGACUACGACGACGCCCAGCACGA